This is a messenger RNA of Paramecium octaurelia, 9918 nucleotides long. The record is from the annotation of a GenBank genome assembly. Lineage: Eukaryota; Ciliophora; Oligohymenophorea; Peniculida; Parameciidae.
AUGUUUGAAAAAAUUCUUUAGAGAAUUUUAUUGACGUAUUUCGGUAAGUUUAUCACAGGGUUCGACCAGACCAAUUUGCAAUUAGGAAUUUGGAGUGGAAAUAUUGUGAUAGAAAAUGUAGCAUUGAAGCAAGAAAUCUUGGCAGAUUUGGAGUUACCAUUAGAAUUGAAAUUCAGCUCUAUAGGUAGGUUGAUAUUGAAAAUACCAUGGAAUAAACUAUCAUCUGCACCUGUGGAGGUAGUAUUAGAAAAUAUUUUAAUUGUCUUUAAUCCCUUGCCUUAAUAAAGAUGGAAUAUUGAUGAUUCCAUAUAAAUAAAAAGGAAAUUUAGUAAAUUAUUGGAGAAGGCUAGGUCAAGCAUUUCCCUUAAAAAGAAGGAGCCAGGGGAAAAUUCUAGUUAUUUCGAGAAAUUAACACUCAAGGUGAUUGACAAUCUUUAGGUUUCGUUAAAAAGUAUACAUUUUCGUUUUGAAGAUCAGAACUAUUCAUUCGGAAUAAAGAUGGAUUCUCUGACAGCAUUGACAACUAAUGAAUAGUUUGUAGUAGCCUUUGUUGAUAGAGGUGAUAAGGAUACAAAGUUUGUGCCCAGGAAUAAAUUAAUAGAUCUGUAAUAGUUAUAACUCUAUUGGAAUGCCAACGAGACAAUUUUUAUAUCUUAGUAUGUUCCAUAAGAAUAACUUAAAAUAUUUGAUUAGGUUAUUUAAAUAAGUGCUUAAUGCAAAAUGGUAAUAAAUCACAAGGAAAGAUUUGAGAAAGCUCACUAUUUAUUAGAUAUGUAAUUGGAAGAGAUUAAUCUAAAUUUGAAGCAUUCUCAAUUGAUUCAGAUGAUUUCAUUUUUGGAAUUAAUUUCCAAUUAUAAUAGUAGAGUAUGGUCUUAGAAACAAGAGUUAAUGUAAUUAGAUGUAAAUAUCCAUUAACAAACAUUUUGUGAUCUCUUCUUUUUGUUUUUGAAAAAUGAUAUGAAAGAAGUUGAAUAAUUAUCUGAGGAGGAUCAAAUCUUACAAUUUAAAAACAUAAUUAGAGUGGUACCAUUUAAAACGUUAGAAUCUUGGAGUGCAAUAGCAUAAAAAAAAUAUUUAUUAGACUUAAAGGUGUAAGAAUAUCAAAGAUAAAAAUCUAAGAAGGGUUGGUUUAGUUUUUUGGGAGGAUAAACAUAGGAGGAGGUUACUGAUUCUGAAUUAAAACAGUUGGAAGAUUUUAUAGACAAUGAAGAAACUAGUUUAGUGUGCAGGCCUUCUGAAUCAUUGAAAUUGAAAUUUAUUGCUAAAUUGAAGAAGGCUCAUAUCUAAUUAGUUAAAGACAACAACACAUUAUAGGAUGAAGGGAUAAUUAAAUAAUUAGAAUAGAUAGAUAUAGAUUGGGCUUAAUUUGAGAACAAGGAUUUUUCAUUUUCCAUGAUCGUUAAGAAAGUCAGUCUGUAAUUGGUAAAAAAUAGGCAAAUUGAAGAAAUUUGUUAGCCCACUUCAGAAACUAAUGAGUUUAUUAAAGUAUCCCUAACAAAAACAACUACCAGCAAGGUUUGUAGACUUGAUUUUCGAUUUCUAAUGUAAAGUUUAAGAAUAAAUUACAACCCUUGUAUAAUUAGGAUUAUUAGGGAAAUUACAGAAGUAAAGAAAGGAGACUAUGUAGAGCAGAGAUUGAAAACUGCAACAUGGAAUCAAAUAGAGAAAAUACAAGACUCAACGGAGUCAUCUUUGUAAAAUAUUUUGUAAUCAAAUAUACAAUUGAAAAUUGAUGCUAAGAUUUUGGAACCCAUUUUGGAACUAUCUAUUAAUAGUAAUGAGUUUUGGUUAGUGAAGAUGGAUAGCUUUCACAUUCGUACUAAGCCCUCUAAUCAAUAAGAUUUGUAUGAAAAUUUUGAGAUCUCUAUAAGCAAAUUCAAAUUCUUCUAUUAUCCAGAGAGAUUCGGAAAUCAAAUCUUUCAGAUCUUGAAUGACUAUAAUCUAGUAGUUUUAGUAUAAAGAUUGAAGAGUAUCCACAAUGAACUAAUUCUUAAGCAAAAUAAACCAUUAAUAAUAAUUCUCGGGAAACUCGAACCCAUAAACAUUAUGAUAAAUGAAAAAGUAUAUAAACAUUUAAUUUAUUUACCUGAAACUAUCUAUCCUACAUUAUCUGAAGAUUAAAGAUUAUAAUAAUUGCAAUUAGAGAAGUAGCUUAUAUUAAAGUAUAAAGUCAAGGAUGGGUAUUUGAAGAGACAAGGACAACUCAUUAAGACAUGGACUUCUUAGUAUGUUGUGUUAAGUAACUUUGAUUUGUAUUUUUAUGAUUAAGAGAAAAUUUUAAUGGCGAAUUCAUAAUUAAGUUUAUUUAAUUCAACUUUAGAAUCGUUACAAGUAGAUGAUUAGUUACAUUCCUUUAAAAUAAUAAAUAAGUAAGGAGAAUAUAUAUUCGCUUGUGAGAAUCAAGUUGAAUUAAGCGAUUGGAUUAAUAAAAUAAAACUAUAAAUAGAAUAAUACCAAUCAUAUGAGGAAAUUAAAUAGAAAUAAGAGGAAUAGAUAAAGGCUAAAUAAAAUGACAAGAUGUAAAUCGAUAUAUAAAUCAAGAAAAUACAAGUGAAAUUAUAUAAGGAAAAUAAUUAUCCAAGUGUUUAUCAAGAGCACCUUUUAUUUUUGUUCAAAUUGAAUAAUUUAAGUUUCUAAACCCUUAAAUAGCAGCAAAUCCAGCAAGUAAUUUAGGUUGAAAAUUUAUCCAUUUAAGAUUGGAUAUUUGAUUAUCAAAAUCCUUAGUUCUAGGAUUUGAUCAUAUUGAGUAAUAAGAUUGAAAAUCAGCCUUCAUUGAGAAUAGAUAUUGCUGGAAAGAAACAACUAAUAAAUGUAGAUUAAGUAUAAAUAAAUUGGAAACCUGAUACUUUUUUAAAGCUUAGAUAAUUAUCAUAAAUAAUAUCAGAUAGGAAAUCUAGAAAGUGGUAUUUUGCAGGAGUAAGAGAUUUCGAGGCAGAUCAAUUAAAAAGGGGCAAGAAUUGCGAUCACGAGGAAGUUAAACGAAACAAGCUAAUAGAUGGAUUAAAAAGAGCAUUUAACAAGUGUUAAAGAUACGGUUAAUCAAAUUUGAAAGUGAAGCAUAAGUUUAAUACUUUGAUUGACCAUUAGAAUUUCUUAAAUGAUUAUCAAUGGGUUGAGGAGGAGAUCUUGUCAUAAUAUCAAAUAAAAAGCAGCAAAGAUACGCUUAUGGAGUUGGAGACUUCUAUCAAUUUCAUCUCAAUUAAUUUCUUUCAUAGAACCAGUCAUUGCUUACUUUUUAAGUGUGAUUUAGAUGAAGUUAAGUUUACUUUUAAGAAAUUGUAAUUUAGUAAUUAUUUGGACACUCAACUGAAAGAUAUAAGUUUGUAUGAUAUGACUAAUUACCCCUUUACAAUAGAUAGUAAUCAAGAGUUCCAUUUGAUAUAGCCAUAGAAGUUAGUGGGAAAGAGAGAUGUAUAUGAUGAAUGGGCAGUCAGAUUUCGAUUCAGUGGAUACGAUGAAAUAAUCAUAGCAAAUCAAGAAAGAACCAAUGCGUUUUUAUUAAUUGAAAUUAAUCCUGUUUUUGCAAUCUAUCAACAUCAGCCAUUAAUGAGAUAGAUUGAUUAUAUAAUAAACUAAAUAGUUUCUUUGAUAAGAGAACCGGAUGCUUUAACAAUGAAUACUGAGUUUAUUGAAUAGAAAAGAAAGAAUAAUACGAGGUUAAAGGCCAAAAGAGUGUGGGGAGACAUCGAGUUAAUUUAAUCCAAAUUCAUUUGUCCAACCUUCAUUGACUUAAGAAUUAUAAUUAAUAAGCCAUUGGCAAUAAUCAAGGGAUGGCCCCAUUUCUCUGAAUAUUUUUAAUUGGAUUGCGAGGUGGUGGAAGUGUAUAAUAAAUAGUAUAUAGACAUGAGUAGAUUAUUGUAACCAGGGGGUAUUUCAUUAAUACAGUCACUUGAAUAAUGGAUGCCUGAUGGCAGAAUUAUAAAGGCCUGGAGUGAAGCUUAUUGCAUAGAAGGACAUAAUAUGUAACUUCAAUAUUAGGAGAAUGGGAUCAAUCAAGUCAGCACUCUGUUUGAAUUUAAUUUAUCCUUCGAAAGAGCUUUGCAUUACUUUGAAAUAAAUGAGUUGUACGAUAACGUGAAAAUGGAUAGGAGUAUCAGAAUUAGAUCAUGUAUGUCCCCAACUAUUUUGAAAUUAUACAGAAAAGAAUACUUGGAGAUAUGCAAAAUGAUUUUUCAUAACUUUACAAAUGAUGAUUUAAAGGAUAAACUCUACAUUCAUGAUUUUGAAGUGAGUCGUUCUUUUGAGCCAGCUCCAAUAUCGUUUUGGUUGGAUUUUGAAGAUAUCUCAAUUUUUGCUCUUAGUAAAAUGUCUGAAUAGCCAUUGGUGUAAGUGAAUAUGAAGUAAAUGAGAUUAGAGUGGCUAAAGGAGAAACACAUUGAUCUGAAUCUAUUCAGUCAAUUGAUCAGUAUGUAUAACUAUGAUGAUUAAAAUAAUGAAUUCAUGUUUGUGGGAGAGUUGAAUUUGAUACCAGAUCAAUAGAAACUCUUCCAAGUCAAUCAAUUAAUUAAAGGGUAUUAACCAACAAAAUAGAGAUCAGAAUUCAAUAAGUACAUAUUCGAUUAAGAAUUCAAUAAAGAGUAGUCUUAGUUCCAAAUGCUAUUCCAUAUUCAGAAGCCUAGUUCCGAUAAGGAAUGUCACAUAGUAUUAAGAAAUGUUAGAAUGAUAGUUGAGCCAACAGUGUUUGUAAAUGUGGGUUUGUGGAGUAGAUUGGAGUAGUAGUGUUGGCCCAUUCAGACGGAAUUCGGAGAGAUGCCAAGUAUUAAAUUGAUAGUUGAAAUCCUAAAUUCAAGUUUGUGUUUGUAGGGGUUGGAUAAUAAUUAUAUCCUUGGAACAAAGGGUGAUAUUUCGUAUGUUUGGAAUAGAAGUAGAUUCUUGCAUCCAGAACAAAUAAUUAUAAAUCUGAAAAAUGACUAAUUGGAUAAAAAGUUAGUGGAGGUGAUCGGAGAUGCAUUUGAGCAUAAGGUAAAUCUUAAGAAUUUGGAAUUGUUUAAAUGUAAAUUUGUGGAUUACAUCAAUUAUGAUCUGAAACAAGUGAGAAAGAGACAUAUCAUUUUGCCAUUCUCAUUAUUCUUCUGUCUAAAAAAUGAGUUACAAGUCGAAUACAGUAAGCAAUUCAUCUAUUAUCACAAUAAGUUCUCAUUUCACAUAGACAAAACAAUAUGCAAAUUCUCAUAUCAGGAUUUGCUAUUAAUAAUGAGUAUCUCAGAUAAAUUGAAAUCCAGCAAAUAGGAAGUUAUUCGUGAACCUAUCUAUUAAUAAGAGUAGGUUGUGAAUUAGGAAUAGCCAAUCAACAACUUAUACGAUGCAAUCAUUAGUGGAUUACAAAUUGUUGUGAUAAAUGACGCAGGAGAAGCAUAUGUCCCAGUAUUUGAUUUGACAUUGUCAGAGACUCAGUUAUAGUUUUAAAAAGUCAAUACGAAGUCAAUAUUCUCUACUGUAAUCAAAUUAAGUAGUUCAUUUUACAAUCCCAAAAUUGCAGUUUGGGAACCUAUUCUGGAGAGUUGUAAUUUUUCAGUUGAUGUCUCUUUAAAUCCCAAAGGAGAACCUCAGAGUAUCAUCUUCUUAGAAAUGACUCAGGAAUAGUAAACCAUGAAUAUCAAUUUAUCCGCACAGAUGAUCAGUGUGUUUCAUAAGACUUUUAUAUCUUGGAAAUAGGAGAUGGAGGAAAAUAAAAAGUUGAAAUAGUUACCUUUAGAGCAAUUCGAUAAAUAAUUGGAGAAAUCUUUCAGUAUUUAAUUAGAUAAGUCAUUACAAACUCUGUAAUAGCCUAAAUAAAAAUUACAGGAAUCAAUAUUCCAAGAUGAAAGAGUCGAUAAUGUCGAUUAUGUUUCUCCUUACACCAUUAGAAAUGAAACUGGAUUCAUACUUGAAAUUAGUGAUACUACUAAUAUCAAUAAGAAAUACAUAUUGUAAUCUAAUUCAUCUAUCAAUUACGAAAUCGAUGCUGAUUUUGAUUAAAUGUUUGGAAGAGAAAGAGAUGAUUUGCAAUAAUAAUAACAAAGAUUAGUGACCAUCAAGGUCAUCCAUAACAAAUACUAAUUCGAACCCAUGAAAUCCAUCGAUUUAGACUGCAUCAAGGUAACCAGAUGUCCAAUCAAACCGUUUAAUAGGAAUACUGAUAAGAUAUUCAUGUUGUUCGUGGAAGUAGUGCCCAAAGACACCAGAAAGUUGCUCUUGAUAUCUUCUGAAACCAUUAUCUUCAAUUAAACCAAUAUGAUCAUUGAUUUGCAAUUGUUCGAUUUGGAAGGAGUACAAGAGCAAAAUAUUUAUCAAGCACAAAUUGAACCUUAUAGAGCCUUUAGUGUGCCCAUUGACCGAACUAGAUAGUAUUUCAACUUUAAAUUCUCAGGACAUCCAAAAUAUAGCAAUUAUAUCAAUUUAAGAUAUUUAUCAGAUAAUAUCGAAAAGAGAUACGAGCAACAGCAUAAUGACUAUUAUACAAUUAUUAGAUGUUCUAAAAGAAAUGUGAAUUAAACUCUGGUGUAUUUGGAAUCCCCAUUUCAAAUUAAGAAUUGUCUACCUAUGCCAAUUUCAUAUGAGUUGUAUGGUGAUUCUGAACAAGACUUAUUAACCGAUUCUAUCAUAAUACAAUAACAGCCAAUAGAUAAUGAGUAAUCUAAUCUGACCAAUGUAACACUUAAACAUUUAGACAAAUACCAAUAUGAACACCUGCAUCAGAAAGAGAAGGGACAGAUUAUGAAAUAGGAGUAAAAAUUAAUACAUACAAUUUCAUCCAAAGGGAGAUUGGCAAUCACAAUAAAACUGCCCUUUUUCUAGAUUUCAGGAAUUCAUAUGUUGUAUCAUGCUAAAUUUGGUCCUUUCCAAGUUGACAACAUCCAACUAUGUGAUUAUUUUGGAAAUACAAAUGGAUAUGUGUUGAUUGAUCAGAUCAAGAAUGUAUUUUAUAUCUAUUGCCAAUAAAUGAUAGUAAAUGAAAUCCCCUUUAAAGUUUAUAGUUAUGGAGUGACAGACAUAAAGAAGACUAAUCCAUCCAUAAUAGCUGGUUAGCCUAUGAAGGAUUUGGAGGAGAAUGAUCAGAAUGAUACCCAUAACAUUACUCUAUUCAACGAUUAGUAAUAUCUAGCAUUUUCAAGCAGUGAGAACUAUACACAGUUUUCUGAAACUCUAAAUUUGAAUUACACAGGAAAUCAAACAGUGCGCAUUUAAAAUGAAUAAAAUUAAAUUAUAGAAGUAGGCUAUAAUAUAUCUUUAAUGUGUGUAGACAAAUAGAAACCCUUAGUAACCAAGGUAUUAACUAUUUCUCCAAGAUUUAUCAUAGUUAAUCAAACUCAAAACACUAUUCAUGUGUUGUAAGAAUCAAGCAAUUAAUACUUGGAGAUCAAGUCGAUGGAUAGACAACCUCUGGUUUGGUAUAAUCUACGUUACUAAUAUAUUUCUAUUCAUUAUCAAGAUGGAUUUAUUGAAUGGCAACCUACCAAUCCUAUUGAUCCCAAUGGCAACGGGUUCUAAUGUUUUACCAUUAGAGCUGCAAACAAUUUAUAAACUAUCAAGCACUUCAAUUGUAUAACUAAAAGAGACAACUAGAUAGUAUAUCUGAUUAUUUUAGAAUGCAAAUCGAUUGUCACCUAGAAUUCGAUCUAUGAUUAAUCACAAAGAAGCUCUAUGAUUUAAUAAUCAUAGUCAUAAAUAGUAAACAUCAACCAGGUGGAUCCUCCUUAUGUAAUAGUUAAUAAUUUGGAAUUAGUGACAUUGAUUUGUUAUCAAUAUUGCUGUUCAGACGAAAAGUAUAGUCAUCGUUAUUAAUUCAAUGAGUACAAGUUGUAUAUAAAUAACAACUAGCAAUGUGCAUUCUCUUGGGAAUAUCCCUGUGAAAGAAGGGAUCUAGUAAUACAACUCAAAUUUGAAGGGGAACUUAGUACACAUUAUAGAGUAAAUCCCAUUUUUAUCAAUCUUGAAGAGGCUGAGGCUGUGUAAGAGUAUGUCAUUUCAAGUGUAUUGAAUGAAUCAGAACAAUACAAAUUUUAUAUUAUUUCACUUUGGGAAGGUGCUAGCAGGAAAUUAAAGUUCUAAUAGGAAGUGCAGAACUAAUAAAAUUAACAUGACACAAAUAUUCUGAAAUUGGAUAUCAAUUUAAAUUAAGUAGGCAUAUCACUCAUAGACUAAUUCUAUAAAAAGAGAGUGGAAUUAAUAUAUGUCUAUUUCAAAGGCCUAGAAUUUAACUUAUUAUAGACAACGCAGAGUAGGAGAUCUGAAUUCAAAGUCAAAUACAUCAACAUCGAUAAUAACACAUCCAGUAAGACGAUGUUCCCUGUGAUUUUUACUCCUACGAAAUUCAAAGAGAUCUUUGAGUUUAAUAGAUCUCAUUUAUCUCUGAUACUCGAACAAUCCACAUAGGUCAAAUCGAUUUCAUUAAUCAAAAAUAUAAGAGCUUGUCUUCAACCAACAACAAUUAGAUUGACUUCUGAAAUGUUAGAAUAACUCUAUUCUGUUUAUAAAUAGAUCACAUUGUCAUUCAUAUCCAAUAUGAGAGUAGACGAUUAAUUGAAGUAGUUUGACUUUGAGUAUGCAAUCAGUUAAGAGGAGCAAUAGAACUUGCAUUAAGCAAAUAGUUUGACUCUAUCGAAUAAGGUCUAGAAUAAAUACGGAGUAGGAUCUUAUGGCAUUUUAAAUAGAGUAGAAUGGCAGCAGUUAAAGAUCGAGUUGAAUGAUUAAUAAGCAACCUAUAUCAACAAGAUUGAGAUCUAUCCUCUAAAUUUUAAUUUGACCUUUUACAGCAGUGCAAAGACCAAUCUACAAUACAAUAUGUUGAUGCAGAUAUUGAAGACAAUUGGUAUAGUCAUUGGAAAUAUCGAUGAGGCGCCUUUAAUUUUGGGAGGCAUAUUUUUAGAAAAUUCAUUUGAUACUUCUCAUGCCAUUCUAACUAAGUUGGCUACUCAUUAUAAAGAUAUGCUUUUUAAUCUCAUUCUAAAAUUGAUAGGUUCCAUUGAAAUCUUUGGUAAUCCUGUUGGUUUAGUGAAGCACAUUGCAAGGGGAGUUUAUGAUCUAUUUGAUAAACCCAUUGAAGGGUUCAUUAAGGGACCUAUAGAAGGUGGGAUUGGCAUAGCUAAAGGAGCUGGAAGUUUAGUGUAGAACACAGUGAGUGGAAUAUCGAAUUCAAUGAGCAAGAUUGCAGGUAGUAUUAGUGGUGGAUUGGCUUAUAUCAGUUUGGAUAAACAAUACAAACAGGAGAGAGAACAAUUUAGAGUUGUUAAACCUAAUUAGAUUGUAUCUGGAAUCUAUUUGGGAGGGAAACUGUUAUACGUGUCUGUGACCAGGGCUGUUGUAGGGGUGUUUGAUUUGCCUGUAAAUUAGGCGAAGAGAAAGGGGAUGAAAGGAUUAACUAUUGGAGUUCUAGAGGGUACGGCGGGGUUCUUUAUCAAACCGUUUGCUGGGGUGUUUGAUUUUGUGAGUAAGACAACUGAUGGCAUCAAAGCAACUGCUCAAUAUUGGGAUGACAAGGCAAAUGAUAAGAGGACCAGAGACAUCAGGGUAAUAUAUUAAUAGGAAUAAUUAUAUAAAAAUUAUAAUGCUAAGGAUGCUAAAAUUAUGCAAUUUUUAAUUAACAUGAAUAAUAAAUUUGAAGAUUAUUAUUAUUAUGAUAGUUUUGAAUAUGAGUCAGGAGGUACGGAAUUGGUUUUUGUUUUGAUGUAUUAACAAUUCUUCAAUUGCGACAGAAAGAAAAAAAGUUUCAUUUGGCAGAUCGAUCCAAUCAGUGUCCAAGAUAUUCAAAUGAUCAACGGUGGUGUUUUAUUCUUGUUAAAGGAAUACAAUGAGAAAUAUAAGGUAAUCUAUUGCGAGUUAUUCAAUAGGCCAAACAAGUGUAAUUGCAUAUGACAUAGGAGAGACAAAUGGAAUAAGUGAUAUUAAAAUCUUAAUGGCUCUUGAGUAAUAUUUGAUAUUAAUUAUUUUAACUCACUU